This is a messenger RNA of Australozyma saopauloensis, 1899 nucleotides long. RefSeq names its product putative electron-transferring-flavoprotein dehydrogenase. The transcript has a single exon. Gene Ontology annotation, biological process: electron transport chain. Gene Ontology annotation, cellular component: mitochondrial inner membrane. The coding region runs from base 1 to 1899 and encodes 632 amino acids. The record is from RefSeq and is a predicted model, not a curated record. Lineage: Eukaryota; Fungi; Ascomycota; Pichiomycetes; Serinales; Metschnikowiaceae. Gene Ontology annotation, molecular function: electron-transferring-flavoprotein dehydrogenase activity; iron-sulfur cluster binding.
AUGUACAAUAAAUCUGCCCUUCGUCUCCUAGCGGGCUGCACGCGCAGACUCCCUGUGGUGUCUAGACAAUGGGCUCAUCGAAGCAUCAGAGCCCAGUUCUCCACCACCGCAAUUCGUGCAGCAGAGAUCCCGUUCUCAAAACUCUCCUCUGAGGAACAAGAAAUACUUACAGAAGAAAGAGCGGCCGACAAUGUUGAUGUGUGCAUAGUUGGUGGAGGACCUGCUGGACUAGCGACUGCAAUUAAACUCAAACAGCUAGAUGCUGAACAGGGCAGCGGUGAGUUGCGUGUUGUCGUGUUGGAGAAGGCUGCUGACUUUGGUUCCCAUAUUGUGAGUGGUGCCGUGCUUGAACCCAAAGCAUGGCGUGAAUUGUUCCCUGAUCUGGAGCUUCUUGCUGAGAAUCCAAAUGGCAUCCCUUUGCCAGAAGAGAUGGUGACCGCUGUUACAUCGGAUAAGAUGAGAUUCCUCACCGAGAAAUCUUCUAUCUUCUUGCCUGAACCUCCUCAAUUAAAGAACAAGGGUAAGAACUAUAUUGUCUCUUUGAAUCAGGUGACCCAAUACUUAUCUGAGCAGGCUGCGGACUUGGGUGUAGAAACUUAUCCAGGUAUCUCUGUGAGCGAGCUCAUCUACAAUGCUGAUGGCGCUGUGAAGGGUGUCGCCACAAAUGAUGUAGGUGUUGGACGCAAUGGUGCACCCAAGCCGUCUUUCGAGCGUGGUAUGGAGUUCCAUGCGAGACUCACGGUUCUCGCUGAGGGCUGUCACGGUUCACUUUCGAAGAAGGCCAUUGCCAACUUCGACUUGCGUGCAAACUCGGCUCCUCAAACAUAUGGUUUGGGUAUCAAAGAAGUCUGGCGUGUCGCUCCUGAAAAAUUCAACAAAGGAGCUGUAUCUCACUCUAUGGGAUACCCCCUCUCUCUGGACGUUUAUGGUGGUGGUUUCAUGUACCAUUUCGGAGAUGGCCUUGUCGCCGUUGGUCUUGUUGUCGGCCUUGACUACGCUAACCCCUAUGUUUCACCAUACCAAGAGUUCCAGAAAAUGAAGACUCACCCAUUUUACGCAGAGACUUUAGAAGGCGGUGAAUGUUUAUCCUACGCAGCUCGUGCCCUCAAUGAGGGUGGUUUCCAGUCAAUCCCUAAGCUUCAUUUCCCUGGUGGAUUGCUUGUGGGAUGCUCGGCCGGGUUCAUGAAUGUGCCUAAAAUUAAGGGUACUCAUACUGCUGUCAAAUCCGGUAUUGUUGCCGCAGAGUCUAUCUUCGAAGCCAUCAAGGAGCUCGAUGUUGUCGAUGAGGAAACUGACUUAGAAAGCGCCGAAGCCAUCGACUUAGCAGCCUACGAGGAAAAUUUCAAGAAUUCUUGGGCCUAUGAGGAGUUAUCAGCUGUCAGAAAUGUGCGUCCUUCUUUCAAUGUUUUGCCUGGUCCUCUUGGACUCUUGACUGGUCUUGCCCACUCGGGACUUACUACAAUGAUUACCAAUGGUGCCGAACCAUGGACACUCACGCAUCACCAUACUGAUGCGGCUGCAACAAAAGAUGCCUCGCAAUUCAAACCUAUUGAAUACCCAAAGCCAGAUGGAAAACUUUCCUUCGACAUUUUGACCUCCGUUUCCCGUACUGGCACCUAUCAUCAAGAAGAUGAGCCAUGCCAUUUGAGAAUUCCAGAUCAGGAUCACGAAAAACAUGCUCAGAUCUCAUAUCCAAAAUACAAGGGUAUCGAGCAAAAGUUUUGCCCUGCCGGAGUUUACGAGUACGUCGAAGAUGAGUCUUCGCCACUUGGUGUUAAGUUCAACAUCAACAGUCAAAAUUGUAUCCACUGCAAAACUUGUGACAUCAAGGUUCCUACCCAAGACAUCGACUGGACUGUACCCGAAGGAGGAGACGGUCCAAAGUACUACUUGUCCUAG